CCCAAUUCUCCAAGGUGCGGCCACCCACCACACGAGUACCAGCCUCGCCGGCGCGCGCUAAAACCCUAACCCCUCCGCGCCUCCGCCUCCUCUCCGCCACGCGACCGCCCCCACCACCCGCGAGGAGAACGAAGGCCGGGGUCGAGAUGGGGCGAGACAAGACCCGGCGUCUCUCCGGCAGCCGCCAUCUCCGGCAGCGGCUGGUGCUGGCGACACUCACCUCCACCGGCGUCACCAUCGAUGACAUUCGCUCCGGGGACGCCGCGCCGGGGCUCCGCCCGUACGAGGUCUCCCUCCUACGCCUCCUGGACAAGAUCUCCGACCGCCACACCAUCGACCUCAACGAGACAGGAACGAAGCUGAAGUACAUGCCGGGGGUGAUUCAAGGGGGCAAGGGCCUUGAGCACGACUGCGGGGUGCACCGGGGGAUCGGCUACUUCCUCGAGCCGCUGAUACUGCUCGGCCUCUUCGCGAAGGCGCCCAUAUCGAUUCGGCUCAAAGGAAUCACUAAUGAUACAAAGGACCCUUCUGUGGAUACUUUCCGGAUGACAACCUUGCAUAUGCUCAAGCAUUUUGGUGUUCCUUUGGAGGGUUUGGAGCUAAAGAUUGAUAGCCGAGGAUCUCCUCCCCUUGGUGGUGGUGAAGUGUUUCUCCGAGUUCCCAAUAUAAAUAGCACACUAACGGCAGCAAACUGGGUUGAUGAAGGUAUGGUGAAGAGGAUAAGGGGUGUUUCAUUCUCUACUAGAGUAUCUCCACAGAUUGAAAGCCGCAUUAUCUAUGCUGCACGUGGAAUCUUCAAUCGCUUCAUUCCUGAUGUUCAUAUAUUCACUGAUCAUAGAUCUGGUGCUUCUGGUGGGAGGUCACCAGGCUAUGGUGUAUCAUUAGUUGCUGAGACCACAACAGGCUGCCUGCUCUCCGUAGAUGCCACCGUGAGUUAUCCUAGUGUUGAUGAAAUAAAUGAUGAAUCUGAGAAGCCAGAGCUGAUGUCUCCAGAGGAUCUUGGUGUUCAAGCUGCAUCAAUGCUACUAGAAGAGGUGGCUCAAGGAGGGGUUGUUGACUCUACACAUCAGGGCCUCCUAUUUAUCCUGUGUGCUUUAUGCCCAGCCGAUGUAUCAAAGGUUCGUGUUGGACAGUUGACUCCACACGGUAUAGAAACACUCCGAAACAUCAGGGAUUUUCUUAACGUCAUGUUUGUUAUCAAGCCUGAUCCCAAUUCGAACACCAUUACUUUAAAAUGUGUCGGUGCGGGAGUGAAGAAUAUUGCUCGGAAGAGUUCAUAAGCAACAGGAUUAUUAAUCUCGUCAAGGAUUGAGGACACAGCAAGAGACUACCAUGAGAUCCUGUUUGUAGCUGCAAAACAGCAAGGAGUUUCCUUAGCUACUCCUGCUGAAUUUUGUUCUGAGGUGCAUGAUAUAUCCUAUUCUCUGAUGUCAUUUUGAUAUAUCAGCUAGUGGUAUUAGAAUGGUUUUUUUUUCUGAUGCGCGGGCAACAUAUUUCUGUAUCGCAUUGCUUUAUCCAGCAUCUAUUUUUCAGUUUUUA
Messenger RNA from Panicum hallii, 1539 nucleotides. RefSeq names its product probable RNA 3'-terminal phosphate cyclase-like protein. The record is from RefSeq and is a predicted model, not a curated record. Lineage: Eukaryota; Viridiplantae; Streptophyta; Magnoliopsida; Poales; Poaceae. Bases 147 to 1280 code for a protein of 377 amino acids. Gene Ontology annotation, cellular component: nucleolus. Gene Ontology annotation, biological process: endonucleolytic cleavage of tricistronic rRNA transcript (SSU-rRNA, 5.8S rRNA, LSU-rRNA); ribosome biogenesis. The transcript is spliced from 6 exons. Gene Ontology annotation, molecular function: RNA endonuclease activity.